Molecule: messenger RNA, 760 nt
Organism: Microdochium trichocladiopsis
Lineage: Eukaryota; Fungi; Ascomycota; Sordariomycetes; Xylariales; Microdochiaceae
Exons: 1
Coding region: 185-664 (159 amino acids)
Source: RefSeq, a predicted model, not a curated record
ACGACAUGCACUUAUUGUUUAUCGGCACGGUUUGGAGCUGUCACGAUGAGCUUUCGCGCGGGAUCUGGAGAUAUCGAUACCUCUUGCUUUUACUCGGUUUACACGCUGGAAAUACCCCCCCUUUCUGAUCACUCGGAAGACCGGUGUUUUCCUGCCUUCUCGCCAAAAACAAAAUUAUUGGACGAUGGCGCUCGCUUUUGCGUAUUUCUGGGAAUUCUGCGUUUCUCGUACACGGAUGGGCGUGUUUUAUCAGCAACGCAGCGGUCUAAUUUUUGCAUUUCAUCACUCGCAUCGGUGUUUGUUCACUACACAGUUCGGAGUACACUGGUUCGCAUCGGGGAAGCGGCAUCACGCACAAAUCAUCACUAUUUGUCACGACGUUGAGAAAACAAAAAGAACACUCUCCAAACACAUAGAACGCCCUCGGCUUGUUCGGGCGACGAAACCCUGGGGGCCGGUCACUGUUUUUGGGUCUUUUCCUGGGUUUUCCUUUUCAUCUGGUUGCAGGCGGGCGGGUUACUAUACAUUGGCCAAAGCGAGGCGGCGGUGUUCUUUGCGGGGAGAAUCAUUGGGUUUACACUGCGAUGGAGAUAUCCAAAUACGGGGAAACGGGAAAUCAGCAACCAUGUCUAGCAACACCUUUUGUUGUCGUUUAUGGGUCUAGCGGGCGAAAUCGCGCUCGCGGGGUUGUCUUGUUAAGUUGUCGUUUCAUCUUUGAGAGCAGCCUCAUUUUCUCAUGACCAGCGCGGCAAUCGCGGGG